AUGACUGAUAACAACCAUACAGCGAACCAGGCUUACUGCCGUGGUCGCGCGAUCCCCACCGAAUUGACCCGCACGAUCCCCGCUGUACAAAAGGUUCUAGCGUCAAAAGACCAAUUCGAUACGUGGACAUUUGCGGUAAAGGAUAGCCUACGGGCGUUAAGAUUAGAACAAUUGAUACAAAAGGACAUUGCUCGACCAGCUCAGGAUGCAGCCAACUACGCGGCAUGGGAAGAUAUGUCGCUACAGGUGGCCAGCUGGCUGACGGGCCAAGUUUCAGAGGAAUAUCAGCGACGUCUACAGUCGUACAGCAAGAAUAUCGACAUGGCAGACGAUCGAUACGAGGCGAUAAAGGACAUCGCGUUAGGAUCAGGAACGUUGCGCUUGAAGGCUGCUGCGCUAAAGCCCAUAAAAAUGACAAGACAACAAUUCGCUUCCCCUGCGGACUACAUGAAGGCUUAUAUGGCAGCUACGAUGGUCGCAGAACGACUGAAAUGCGAUGCAGGACCUUACGUCUCAGCCCUGCUGUUGAUACACGAGCUCAGGGACGAUAUGCCAAACUGGGCGUACAAUAAGCAGGAACAAAUGACAGAAGAACCCGGGACGUUCAAUUAUGACCACUUCCGCGAGCUAUACGACUCUGCGAUGGCCACCUGGGAAGCUUCAAAUGUUGAGAUAUCCGCGGCCGCUCAUCGCGCGCCUCGGCCCAACAACCAGAAUAAUAACAACUCUAGCGACGUGCAUAAUCCAAUGAACGAUCCAGCACACCACGGGCGAAAGCUUCAAGAUGGGCCAGCACCUGGUUGCAAGCACGAUCACUGGAGACAAACAAUUCUAAAUGGAACACCACAGACGACUGACGGUCGCUGCACAUACUGCGGGAUGCGUGGCCACAGUGUCAAGAAAUGCUGGUAUCUCAUGCCUGACCUUCGCAGGGAGGGCUGGAGACCGUGGAGAACGAUCUGGGCGUACAAAUAUCGCUAUAAUCACGACGACGAGAAGCCCAAAAAUAGCCCGUCAGUGCCAGAUCGAAGGCAAAGCCAAAAUACAGCGAAUAAUCCACAACAAACUGCGCCUCCGGCACCACCUCCAACGGGUCAAGGAGGAAUAGCAGUCACAUACGACGCGGAUGGGACCGCGGAGUUCAGAUUUGCAGGCGCUGCGGUCGACAUGCCGCUAGCAGCUAAAGCUAUACGUGUGACUACCAACGAGCAAGGCAUACAACAGACUGCGGUGACGUCGACAGCGAUCUGGAUCGUUGACUCAGGCGCCUCACAGCAUCUCAUCGGGAACCGCGCGUUAUUUAAGACUUUAUAUGAAUAUGGACCGAACGAGCAAGCUUACCGCCACAAAACAGCAGGUGGAGGCAUCGUAUCGGCAAAGGGAUAUGGAACAGCAAACGUACGUCUCUAUCACAACGGCGCGUGCGUUGAUCGCGAGAUCUCUGCUUACUACAAUCCCGACCUGGAUUUCAAUAUGUUGUCGACGGAGAAAAUGAAGCAAGAUAUGCGCGCCUCUUGGAGCUCAAAAGAUCUCUAUAUCCGCGACUGGGAUACGAAUGACAUCCUGGGCUCUACGUACAACUUCCACGGAGUCCCCAGAGUGAUAGUGUUCCCAAAUGACGAUCUUAUCCUUGCGGCAUUGAAUAAGAAGCAAAAGAAGGAGAAACAACACAAUAUGGAGCAACGCCAGCUUAGUGAAAAGACGGCGGAGGAGGACGAGAAGGUGCUUACGCACGAAGAGAUCCUUCUAGCGCAUCGUCGACUGGGUCAUAUUGGCCUGCCAAAGCUACGAAAGGCGCUCAACAACAACAAGAUCGAAUCCUUCGUCUGCGACGUCUGCAGGGAGAACAAAGCGCGCAGACAAGUCUCGCGAGAACCUCAGAACCUUAGAAGCCUUGAUGAAGGAGACCCUGCGGCCCUCUGGUAUGCAGAUGUCCAGACAGUUACGCCAAAGGGGGUGGGCGGCGAGGUCAUGUACGUAGUCGCGGUCAAUGCAGCGACACGGAUGACUAUCUGCCUGCUUAUAAAGGAAAAGAAACACGCGGCAGACGCGAUGAUAGCCUUUACGAAGCACCUAAAGGUCCAAACUGGUCAGUAUCCACGCGAGAUCCUUCUAGAUGGUGGAACAGAGUUCUUUCGCUUCCGGAGAUGGGCCAAGAGGAAGGGAAUAAAGGUAAAUCCCACUCCACCAAGAACGCCAGAGCCCAACACAUCUGAAAGGUUCGGCGGCUACGUCAAUGAGAUGGCACGCUGUAUCCUGGAUGAGGCAGGACUUCCCUGGAAGCUCUGGCCCUACGCAAUUGAAAACGUGGCACAUACGAUCAACCGUCUCCACCGUCCAAAUGACAAGGACAAAAGACCACCUAUACAGAAGUGGCGCGAAUGGUGGCGGAUCAAGGAUCCCCACGCCUCAAUAGAACACUUGAAGGUCUUUGGUUGCCGCGCGUGGGUGCAUAUUCCGGCUGAAGAUCGCGUGAAGUCGCAGAAGAUGAGCCCACGAGCUCAUAUUGGCUACUACGUUGGUACGGAAGGUGACCACGGUCACGUUUACCGCGUUUGGGUACCGAAGACGGGCCGUAUACACAGAUCCCGAGACGUUACCUUCGACGAAUCGAGGCUAUACAACGACGACCAUGACGAUCACGGCAUCCCGAUUGAAGAACCCUCUGAAGACGAAAUCCCCGAACCCGGCAAACCUUUCACAAUCACCGUACAACCCGGCAUACCGAACACCGAAGGUCUCGAGGACCAGGGGGAGGAACAAAUGGAACAGAAUAAUAGUGGAGGAAACACUGGAGAAGAGGACGACGUUGAAGGGGGUGCGGAGACUCCUACGGAGGCAGAUCUACAUUUGACGCCUCCAGAGAGCUCGCAGCCUCAGAGACAGCAAGGUCCGUUCACACCAGAUAGCCCUACGCCAGCAAUAUUUAGAAACGCUAGUGGUGAGCCAUCCCGUCGAGCUCUGUACAAUGCAAGCCGUCGAGGAGCUCGGGGAUCGUCUCGGGGACUGGUCCGGUUACCUCUACCAAGGCCUCUGACGAGUUUUGACCGCCUUCCUAUACAGGAAGGAGCUAUCAAUCCUCAAAGAGUGCCGGAAUCGACGAAUCUCUGGGAGAUAAGUCACCAAAACACUUCUCCGCGGGGAACCUUUGCAAAUGAGGAAGACAUACGGACCACCAACAGGCUCAACCUCUCAGACUAUCCACGGAUUGCUGAGCAGGCUCUGCAGCAAAGCGAGGAAAUGGAAUUAGAUGAGGAUAUGGGCGAGGCAGAAGAACUACACCAUGUCCCUAACCCUGUCGUACCACAAAAGCGAAACAUCUCUUCCCGCUUCAUUGAACCUGUUGGAGCAGAAAAGAAUCGAAAGCUAGAUGAUGUGACCUCUGCAGACGCACGGGGAAAGCAGAUUCGCACCUCAACGAGGACUACAAAAGGUCAACCACCUGGCUGGCUUGGGAACGAGCAAGCCCUCGCGGCCUUGGAUGUUGUUGAACCAAAUGAAGUCCUCCGCGCCUCGGAAGUCGUCAUCCCACAAACCUACAAGCAAGCAAUGAAGUCGAAACAUGCAGAUCGUUGGUGGGCGGCGAUGAAAAGGCAAUAUGACGAGAUCACAGGAAUGGAAACCUACAGAAAGGUCUCUAGGCCAAAACACAGCGAAGGACACUACGUUUUACCAGGCAAAUGGGUCUACGCCCUCAAGCUCAACAAGGAGAAUCGCGUGCAGAGAUUCAAGGCUCGCUGGGUAAUCUGUGGCAAUAGACAACGUCCUGGUGUUGACUUUGAUGACACCAGCUCACCUGUCCCUACAGAUCCCGCGAUCCGUAUGUUCCUCACGAUGAUCGCCACUAAGAAGAAACGUUGCAAACAGGUAGAUAUCGUGACGGCUUUUCUAUACGCGAUGAUGAAAGAGCGGAAAAUAUUCAUGCGACCUCCACCUGGCUUCGAGGACGAUGAUGACCAGGUAUGGCUAUUACUCAAAGCUUUGUACGGCCUGCGACAGGCGGGUCAUUUAUGGUGGAAGAGAAUAAGCGAGAAGCUGAUCGCCAUGGGAUUCAAACCGCUUGUUGAAGAACCUUGCAUUUUCCAAAGGGGAACCACAUACAUUAUCAUCUACGUAGAUGACCUUCUUGUCACCGACGAUACUGAUGAAGGAAUUGACGAGGUUAUCCGCGAGAUCAACGACGAUAUGCAGGUCAAGGUUAUUGGUGAGCCGGCAAGGUUUCUUGGUUGCGCGCUGACGCGGGAAAACGAUACAAUUAUUAUGGACCAGAAGGGAUAUACAGAGGACCUCCUAAUUGAGCACGAGAUGUCGUCGUCAAAUGGGGCAGACUCGCCAAUGGCCUCUGGAUAUCGCCAACAUCGCAUGAAGAUCGCGAAGCAUCUGGCGGCUGGUGAAACCACCGUCAUCGACACAGACGCCGUGGAAGACGACCUUCAGGAGCCAAAUGAACCCUACGCGUCUCUCCUAGGUCAAUUGAACUGGCUAGUCGUCAAAACUAGGCCAGAUAUCGCCUACGCAGUCUUUAGGCUGCAAAGAUACAUGCAAAAACCGCUGACUUACGACGUCAAGGCGGCGAAACGAAUCCUCCGCUAUCUUCGCUCCAAUAACCUUGCCCUUCAGCUAGGAUUGAAGCCAGAGGAGGCAGAAGAGGUCUACGUUGAUGCCGCUCAUCAGGAUCAUGAGAGCGGCCACUCAACCGCCUCAUUUAUAAUAUUUUACGCUGGCGCGCCUGUUGCGUGGUCAGCGAGGAAGGAAACAGUUCUAGCACCGUCUUCAACUAUCGCGGAACUAAUUGCUUUUGACGCGGCCGUUAAAGAGGCUCUCUACAUUCGAAAAUUAGCUGUUGCGCUCGGGAUGAGGGGUGACGACAAGCCACUACGAAUCCUUAGUGACAGUGACAACGCCAUCAAGAUGGUCAAGAAGCCCAAUCUAGCCGCUACACCAAGCGUUAGAUGGCUUGAUAAUCGCUGGUUCUUCGUGCACGAGCUGGUACAGGACAAGAAGAUCGAAUUUCAACACAUUGAUGGGGUGAAAAAUACCGCGGAUGGCCUUACCAAGCCACUCGACGGCCCUGUUUUCAAUGAUUUCAAGAAAAGACUUCAUAUGGUUGUGUAUGGAGGAGAAAGGGAUUGA
This is a messenger RNA of Aspergillus calidoustus, 5133 nucleotides long. The record is from the annotation of a GenBank genome assembly. NCBI's taxonomy places the organism in Eukaryota, Fungi, Ascomycota, Eurotiomycetes, Eurotiales, Aspergillaceae.